Cordyceps fumosorosea ARSEF 2679 is the source of this 1728-nucleotide messenger RNA. Its product is annotated as Zinc/iron permease. The record is from RefSeq and is a predicted model, not a curated record. NCBI's taxonomy places the organism in Eukaryota, Fungi, Ascomycota, Sordariomycetes, Hypocreales, Cordycipitaceae. Gene Ontology annotation, molecular function: zinc ion transmembrane transporter activity. Gene Ontology annotation, cellular component: plasma membrane. The transcript has 4 exons. Gene Ontology annotation, biological process: zinc ion transmembrane transport. Bases 1 to 1728 code for a protein of 575 amino acids.
AUGAUCUGCCUCUCCAAGGCUGACGAGCACGCCCUGCGGCACCUCUCCUUCAACCAGAGCCCGCCUGCCCUCGCACCGGGCCAGACCACCUGCGAGGACCUCAACGGCAUGGCCAAUCUCCGCGAACACGUUGCCGCCGACCAGGACGACGGCGGCGGUGGCAACGCGGGCCUCUGCGGCGCCGACGCCCAGGAUGAGCGGCUCCGCCACGCCUCGCCUGAGCCCGAGUUGCCCAAGGCGGCAGAAGCAGGAUGGUGGUGGAACGGCCCAUCCCUGUCUUCUCGCACGGCGGUCCUUGGCGGACCCCCUGCCUCUCCAGCAUCUCCUUCUUCUCAGCGUACUCGGUACGUCUGGGGUUGGGUGACCUGGAUCUCCUCCGUUCUUGUUGUCUCCUCUGUACUCUCCUCCCUCCGGGAACCCUCUUCUCGGGCUGUCGUAGCCCCCGCGUUCUCGUCGUCUCCCGGCGAGCCAACUAUGCUUCUCCUCAACGACACCGCCACCUCCGCCGUCUCCUCCGCCGCUCCGGCCCUCCUCGCCGCCGCCGCCACCUCCGGACCCCUCCGCAAGCGCUCGACCUGCGCCACCGGCGGCGUCGGCGGCGACGAGUACAACACGCCGCUCCACGUCGGCGCGCUCUUCAUCAUCCUCUUCGUCUCCUUCACCGGCUGCGCCUUUCCGCUGCUCGCCGUCAAGUUCCCGCGCCUGCGCAUCCCCGCACGCUUCUUCUUCGUCGUCCGCCACUUCGGCACCGGCGUCCUCAUCGCCACCGCCUUCGUCCACCUGCUGCCCACCGCCUUCGUCUCCCUCGGCAACCCCUGCCUCUCCAGCUUCUGGACCAAGGACUACCCGGCCAUGCCCGGCGCCAUCGCCCUCUCCGCCGUCUUCCUCGUCACUGUGAUUGAGAUGGUCUUCCACCCCUCGCGCCGCAUCCAGCCCGAGGACAUUGCCUUGAAUGGCGGUGGUGGGCAUCAGGGGUGCAUGGCGAACGUGGCGUUUGUAGCGGAGGGGGAGCGAGGCGCGGAUGGCUCCGUGACGCAGCCGAUCCGGGACAUGGGUCCGAUAGGCGGCAGGCAGUCGAGCGUCGGCCAGAACUUGACGCAGCUGAGCAGGUCGCUGUCCACGUCGGUCGACACCUCGCGGGACCCGUCCAGGAUUGCCGUGACUGGCAAGAACGAUGCGGUGCUGUCAUCGGAUGAGGACUCGUUCCGGCCUCCCACUCUCUCUGCUCAGCAACAGCUGCGCAGGGAGCGUCUUCAAUGCAUCCUCCUAGAGCUGGGCAUCCUCUUUCACAGUGUCUUUAUCGGUAUGGCUCUGAGCGUGUCUGUUGGGAACGAGUUCAUCGUGCUGCUCAUUGCCAUCACAUUCCACCAAACCUUUGAGGGAUUGGCACUGGGCUCUCGUAUCGCGGCCGUCAAAUGGGAAAAGCAAACGAUUCAGCCGUGGCUCAUGGCACUGGCCUAUGGCUGCACCACGCCUCUUGGACAAGCAAUUGGACUCGCCACGCAUACGCUCUACAGCCCCGACUCCGAGGUCGGUCUUAUCCUCGUAGGUGUCAUGAACGCCAUCUCCGCCGGGCUGCUCACGUUUGCGUCUCUGGUCGAGCUCCUCUCCGAAGACUUCCUGAGCGACGCCAGCUGGCGCUACCUCCGCGGCAAGUCGCGCGUCGGCGCCUGCAUCCUGGUCUUUCUGGGCGCGUUUGGCAUGAGUCUCGUCGGCGCUUGGGCAUAG